Molecule: messenger RNA, 2079 nt
Organism: Dictyostelium purpureum
Lineage: Eukaryota; Evosea; Eumycetozoa; Dictyosteliales; Dictyosteliaceae
Exons: 2
Coding region: 1-2079 (692 amino acids)
Molecular function (GO): nucleic acid binding; ATP binding
Source: RefSeq, a predicted model, not a curated record
AUGUUUAAACAAAGUAAAUUUAGUAGAGAAAAAUUAAAUAAAGAAAAUAAUAAAAAUAACUAUAAUAAUAAUUAUAAUAAUAAUAAUAAAAGAAAUAAAAACUAUAAUAAUGAAUUAGAAAAUGAAAAUGAUUAUAAAAUAUUUAAUGAAGACGAUGAUGGUGAAGGAUUAAGUAAAAAGGUUUUGUUUGAACAAGAUGAUUUAGCAUACAAGAAAAAGCAAGAGUUAAGAAAACAGAGACAGGAUUCAAAUCUAGUAAAGUUUAAUGACAACAAUUCAAAGAAUCAUCAUCAACAACAUAAUAAAGAAGAGGAAGAAACUGCACCAAUUGAAGAUUUUAAUGUCAAUUUAAAACCAAUCGAUUUUUCAAAUUUAUUACCAUUCAAAAAACAAUUUUUAACAAAUCUACAACAACCAAAUAAUAAUAAUAAUAAUAAUGAAAUAGAAUAUAUUAAAGAAACUACAGAAUUUAUUAUAGAAGAAGAAUCAAAUGAUCAAGAUAAUGAAAACAACAAUAAUAAUAAUAAAAAUAAUAGCGAUAAAAUUGAAUAUUUUCCAAAAAAUAUUAAAAUACCAAUUGCAACUACAGGUGAUAAUAGUUUUUUACCAGGUCAAUUAAAAUUGUUUUUUAAGAAAACUGAAUUUAAAGAACCAACAACAUUUCAAAAAUAUGCAUGGCCUGCAAUAUUAUGCGGUAAUGAUAUGAUUGGUACAAGUUUGCCAGGGUCAGGUAAAACAUUAGGUUAUUUAGCACCAAUGAUUCCACAUUGUUUAGCAAGAAUGAAUAGAUCUCAACAACAGAAACAACAAUUUAAAGAUCCAUAUCAAGAGAAAAAGCAAAAGAAUUCAGAUUUAUUGGUUUUAGUAUUGGUACCAACUAGAGAAUUAGGUUUACAAGUUUUUAAUAAUUUUAAAUUAAUCAAUCAGUUGUUUGGUAUCAAGGCAUUAGCAAUUUACGGUGGUAUACCCAAACCACUUCAAAUCGAACAACUUCAACGUGAAAAACCACAAAUUUUAAUUUCAACACCUGGUCGUUUAAUCGAAAUGAUCGAUUUGGGACAUGUUAAUCUUUCAACUAUUACAAUGUUGGUUUUGGAUGAGGCUGAUAAAAUGCUUUCAAAAGGUUUAUUACCACAAUUAAAACAACUCCGUACUCAAAUUAGACCAGAUUCUCAAAAUAUUUUACUCUCUGCUACUUUCCCAGAAUCUAUGAAAGAGGUUGCUAAAGAUUGGAUUAAAGAUCCAUCGAUUCGUUUAAGAAUAGGUUCAUCAGAAUUACCAAAACUCAAUCAUAUAGAACAAACAUGUCAAUUAAUGGCUCACCACAAAAGACCACGUGCUUUAGUCAAGCUUUUAACAGAAAACAAAGAAAUCAAAAGCAACAAAAAAACAAUCAUCUUUUUCAAUAAGAUCAAAGAGUUAAAAAGAAUUUCAAUUAUGCUUUUAAAAUCAAAUAUUAAACAUGAUACAAUUUUCGGUAACAUUGAUCAAGAAAAAAGAGAAAAAUUAAUCAAUAAAUUUUCAAGUUCAAGAACUACCUUAUUGCUUUCAACUGAUAUCGUUGGUCGUGGAAUUCACAUUGAUGAUAUUCAUUAUGUUAUCAAUUAUGAUUUCCCAAGAAAUCUCGAACAAUAUUGUCAUAGAGUAGGUCGUGCUGGUAGAACUGAUAAAGUACAAGAUCCAAAAGCCUUCAGUUUCCUCACAACAAGUGAUGGUUAUUUAAUUUCAGCUUUUGUCGAUUUCUUAAAAGAUCAAGAUCAAGCACUAUCUGUUCCAUUCUUAAAACAAUGUAAUGAAAAAUUUGGAACAAGUUUCGAAUUUCAAUUAUCAAAAAGAAAAAUUAAAGAAAUAUCAAAGAAAAAAGAAUUUUCGGAAGAGGAAAAGUUAUUAAAGAAAUAUGAUAAAUUAACAAAAAAUAAAAAAUAUAAUGAUAGCGAUGAUAAAGAUAAAAAAAUAAAAUCAAAUAAAAAAGAUAGUGAUAGUGAUAGUGACAGUAGCAGCAGUAGCAGCAGUAGUGAAGAAGAUAGCAACAGUGAUAGCAAUAAAAAAAAUAAAAAUAAAAAAAUAAAAAGAUCAUAA